AUGAGCUCCACCAUUCACUCGACCGUCACCAAGUACGUCCGCCCCAGCACGACGCCCCAACCGGUGGGCGAGGCCAAGACCUCUGCCCUAGCUGGCGGCAACAAGGAGGGAAUGACCACCACGACGGUUACCUCUCGAACUACCACUACCGUCACCAUCUCCAAAUACUCCUCUGCCCGGACCUCCGGCGGCGUCAACGGACCUGUCGGCGGCGGCGGAGCUGGUGACUCCCAAUGUGCCCCGGCCACAGUCACUGUCACGGCGUCUCCCUCUGCCUCGACUGUCUAUGUCACCGUCACGCCCCAGGCUGUCGGAGGUGGUCAGCAGCCUCCUGCCAUCUCCCGGUCCACUGUCACCAGCCAAUCGACCGUCACCGUCGUGCCCUACCCAAGCGGUAACGGCACCCAACCCAAUGGCUCUGCUCGUCCCUCUGGCUUCGCUCGCCUGCGCCGCUAA
Molecule: messenger RNA, 456 nt
Organism: Hirsutella rhossiliensis
Lineage: Eukaryota; Fungi; Ascomycota; Sordariomycetes; Hypocreales; Ophiocordycipitaceae
Exons: 1
Coding region: 1-456 (151 amino acids)
Source: RefSeq, a predicted model, not a curated record